AGCCGUUCUCACUCGAUCUUUCGUUGUACCGUUUCAUUCUAUUUUCAUUCUGUCAAACGUAGCAGUGAGGUGCGGUAGCCGGUACGUGAGCGCGACGUUGUUUUCUAUUUCGAUCAAUGAUAAUGUUUUUGUUGAUUACACACAAUCAAAACACCGUUAGCUCGAUCCGUUAUCGGCAAGGUUAAACGAUAUUAUAUUGAUGCAAUUGCGUAAAAUAGUUGGCUAACAGUGGAUAUAGCGUAUUAUUGACGAAAUAAACAGUAUAUUCAUUGAAAACAUUUUGGCAAUGUCGACGGUACGGUAUUGUAGUGUUGUGUGCGAGCGAUGAACUGAUGUGCCGUGGUCGUACUUUCUCGUACUUUUCUGUGUUUUGUUUGUGAUAAGAAAGGCAAGAUGGGAUCCACAGGCUUGACUUUAGCCGACUUGCCCAACAUAUUUAUUAUGAUAGGCGCUUUGAUAGCGCUGUUUGUGAUGCUAGUCAUACUUCUCAGAAACAUGGAGGUCAUAGGGAUAGUAGGGGAGGGGAGGGAGGAGACCUGGCCGCGAGCAAUGCAGCCGCCGAGGUUGCUCAUGCAGAGGGUACACAUACCGUUCACCUUCAAGCUGUUGGAGAAUGAACCUAUAGGUUAUGGUGGUGUGAACUGCUGCGUGUCGUCCACAGUUCGCUACUGGCACGCGAGCUGGUGGGGCGCGCCAGUGCGGGCCCUCCAUCAGACCCUGUGGGGCACGCUGCCGGAGAUACUCGCUUCCAACCACCUCAACUUCACCAGAAGCAACCCCCACGACGAAAGGGUGCUCAAGCUGUCGUCAGACGAGCCGCUUCAGCUGGGGCCGCCGCCCCGCAGCUGCUACCCCCUCGUGGUGAUCCUCGCAAGGGACCAGCGGGACACCGCUGAGUUGCGGCCUGAUGAUACGGUAGCACUUAUAAGUAUAGUGCAUAUAAAGGACGACCAAUGCCCGCUGCCGAGCGGGGUUAUAGCGCAGUAUUUGAAACAAGCCAAUGGACACUUGUCUUGUUUGAAGCAACUGUACGUGUCCGGCGAGAUGGCGGACGUGGACGGGGGCUACCGCGCGGGCGGCGAGGCGCUGUGCUGCGUGUGCGCCGCCGCGCCGCUGUCGCGCGCGCUGCUGCCGUGCCGCCACGCGUGCCUCUGCGCGCGCUGCUUGCCCAAACUGGACAAGUGUCCUAUCUGCAGAAGCAUGAUCACCAGUUACUUCUGCAUCCGCAACGACGACGAGCCUCUCUCGGAGCUCAAACAGCAGCAGUAUCCCAUCAACAGGCGCAUCUUGAACCUGUUCCACUAUCACUAGCGAGCGAUCAGUUUGUAUUUCUGCACCGGCUGGUCGAUAGUGUGGCAUCGGCCUUAAGACUAAUUAAUAGACAGCGGCUGAUGUGGCACCAGCCUUAUCUGCUGAAUGGAAAACUUUGUCAGUAGAUACAGACAAUGGCCAGUAUGUCACAUCGUCAUUUGAAUGUAAUAUCGUGAGUGUGUAACAAGCCUUAUUUACUGGAAUGCAUCAUUAUCAGUAGUUUAAAAAACGCUGUCUUCAAAAUCAUCUAAUGAAAGUGGAACCUUAUCACUUAUUUAAGCUAGACUGAGGCUAGUGUGCAUAAUUUAUCAUCAUGUCCACAGCACCAGUCAGACGUGUGUAUAGCCAGCCUUAUUUAUUGAGUGUGCAACAAUAUACUGUCAUUAUAUCAACUGUAGGAACUGGACAAGUGUGUCACCAGUCUAUUUCCUAACAACGGAACCGUCACUGGUGUGUACAGGCCUUACUAGGCUAUUCAACAAUCGCAAGUGUGUGACCGGCCUAUAUUGACAUUGGAAAUCAUAGCUAGUAUAUACUCAGACUUAGUUGUUACAAUAAUUAUAUUGAACCUAGUGUACAAUCGGUAUAAAUUGCUCGAAAAAUGUCACCCGUCGAUGACAGCUAAUAACUUAGAAAUACUAAAAGUGCAUCACCAGCCUUAAUUUGGUGUAUUACAUCUAAAUAAAAGCAGUCAUUGAUAAAUGAGGAAAAGAACCAAACUUAAUAUCACUUAAUUUUGCUAUUCCUUAAUAAACUUAUUAAUAUUAAUAAGUUAUUAAUUCUACCAUCAUUGUAAAACAUUAUCAAAGAUGGAAGUACACUAGAUAUCACUUGGUUUUAUUUUUCGUCGAUAAUGUGUUCCUCGCUUUAAUUUUCUUUAUUUCUCGCCCCUUAUUCUAAUGUGAUGUAGUAAUAAAUAAUAAAAGACAAAAAUUUGUUUGUGAUAUGUUCUGAAUGAGAAAUUUAUUUUGUACAAAUGUGAUGAAUUUUUUUAAUUUAGUUUUUUUUUCGUAUACAAAUUUUUAACUUAUCGCUUGUGUUCAAAUAGUUAUUAUUUUCCUUUUAGUGAUAAACGGCAUAAAAUUUCCUAUUUAAGCAAUUAUGUAAGUGUGGGUGCAAAGAAUGGAACUGUGAUAAAAUAAAAAGCUUUGUGACAUUGCUAUGUAUGUAAAUAUAGGAUAAACUGUAAAUUCCUAGUGUAUUAAAAAUAAAUAAGUCGCUUAAAAAUAACUUGUUAGAAUUAAUUCCCAUUCACACCUCGAAAAUACAUGAAUUUCAACUUGAAAUGUCUUUAGAUAAUAUUAAUGUUCUAUCAUCUGUGGAUUUUUGAGGAUCUGUGUAAAAUGCUGUCUCGCUCUGACGUUUUUAAAUUCAAAUUUGGAACUUUAUGAUUUAUUAACAAAUACUCAUAGAACCUCAAGAAUUUUAAAUAGUGAAUAAUAAUUUUAUCCAUGCCUUCAUGAAAUAUUAUCUAUAUAAAUUAACGAAGUCUUCCAAUAACAAAUUAACAGAAACAGAUCUCAUUUGUGAAACAACGAGUUAAAUACUGCAAAUAUAAGGAAAUAACGAGCCGAGUUAAUGUUAAUAUUAUAAUGUUAAAUAAUUCUGACUAAUAACAAGGAAAAUAAAAAAUUGCAAGAACUACAUCUUAUUUUGUGUGAAUCUUGGUGGGUUAUGAAUAUGUAGAGCUGUCAUGAAUAUUAAAUUUAUAUUUAAAAAAGUAUAUAUCAAUUGCCUUUUUAUGUAACUCCAUUGUGUAGUUCCCGUGUAUUUUUGUAUCUGGACGUUAUAAAGUUAGUUUUUUUAUUAAUUAUAAAAAUAUGGUUAUUCAUGUUUUUCAAUCGUCCAUUUUUUACAGUAAAAGAGCUAUAUUUGAUAAUAUGUAUUUAUUAUUUUGAGUGCAACUUUUUUUUUGAUCACAUGUAUCUACUUAUUUACCUAAUUCCAAUAGUAUCGGUUUGGUGAGAGCUCUAUAUAGGAUAUCACAAUCAAAUAGUAGAAAAAAAAACAUUUAUCUAGAACAUUGCUGAAGUGAUAAAAUAUUGAACCAAUUGUAGUAUCUAAACCAGAGGCUAACAAGUCAAUAGCAGAUUGUAGUAAAUGUAUAUUUUUAAAACGUGUAAAUAAAUAAAAUUGCCAAAGUAA
This is a messenger RNA of Zerene cesonia (dogface butterfly), 3456 nucleotides long. Its product is annotated as cell growth regulator with RING finger domain protein 1-like. Bases 394 to 1311 code for a protein of 305 amino acids. The record is from RefSeq and is a predicted model, not a curated record. NCBI's taxonomy places the organism in Eukaryota, Metazoa, Arthropoda, Insecta, Lepidoptera, Pieridae. The transcript has 7 exons. Gene Ontology annotation, biological process: negative regulation of cell growth.